Papilio xuthus (Asian swallowtail) is the source of this 1242-nucleotide messenger RNA. RefSeq lists its product as uncharacterized. The transcript has 2 exons. Bases 203 to 580 code for a protein of 125 amino acids. The record is from RefSeq and is a predicted model, not a curated record. NCBI's taxonomy places the organism in Eukaryota, Metazoa, Arthropoda, Insecta, Lepidoptera, Papilionidae.
UUCUAGACUCAAUUUAGAGUUUAAUAAGAACGGGAAGAUGAUUAUGAAUCGUAAAUCUUGAGCUCUAUCGUUAGUUAGAAUCAGAAUAGGCCUGCUGUAUGGUUCAAAUUAAGCGUGCAAAUUCAUAGCGCCCCUAGUCUAUAUGAAGCGCUGUUGAGGGACAACGUCAGUCUUCAGUCUCAACGGACAUACGCCGUUCAUCAUGAAUAUUGCUAUAUUUGUAACCCUACUCUGCAUCGUUGGGACAUCAACAUCAAAGGCAACACUUCAACAUUUAUCAGAUAAAGUGGCAACACACAUCAAGACUUUGACAGAAAAAGCGGCAAGCACAAUACAUAAACUAGCUACAGACAUAGAUCCCAAAAAACUAGAACAAUUGGAUUUAUUACAAAUAUUUACAAAGAAAUUAGCAAAGAAACCACAUCCUGAACUUGUGCUAAUCGAUCCCUACCAAGUGGAUAGAUUGAAAUAUUACUUUGAACAUGCACAUGGUCUCAAGAAACCUGUAUCACAUACUCCGAUUCCACCAAUAAGACAUCCACCGCCCGUACCACAUAAGCAAUAUGGAAUACCACACUAAUAAUUAAGAAAAUUAGUUCUAUAGAGUUUUGUAUGAUCUCUAUAAAUAGAUAGGCGAUUACUUGGAAACGAUAGCUUUAGUGUUGUUGACUAUCUUUAUUAUUAGUUCGAAUUCACACCACCGUAUAAAUCGCUACAAUCAGCGCCAAAAUGGUGAAAAUGAAAUUGGCACAAAAUAUCAGUCUUAUAGCCAGUCUAUUUAAUGAGGUCAGUGUUAGUGCCCUUUUGUUAUCUGUGAAACAUAUUUAAAGUUAAAAACUUCGGUUACAAAUCCAUUUUUGAUUGUUCUGAUGGGUUAGACAAUAUGCACGCGCUUAGAUGCAAUUCCAUAGCGAACUUCAAAAAUGUUUAAAACUGACUUUGGAUAAGUCGUGUGAUUUUCGCGCGUUAAUUUCAUAUAAUACAUUUUAGAAAUUUGUUAUGGAAUUGCUUUGAAGUGAAGCGCAAAGUGCUUCGACACCCUCUCUUCUCUUUUUUUAUAACAGAAGGGGGCAAACUAGCAGCGGGAACACCGAGGUGUUAGAAUAUUUGCCUGUUUUACUAGUAUGUUGAAGUGUUGAAUUAUUUUAAACUAUGUACCAAAUAUAAAUAUAUAAUUAUACAUAAAUAUAACAUGAAUUAGAUUGUACAAAUCGACUAAAGACUUAUGAAGGACAUUAAAAU